Molecule: messenger RNA, 4738 nt
Organism: Vitis riparia (riverbank grape)
Lineage: Eukaryota; Viridiplantae; Streptophyta; Magnoliopsida; Vitales; Vitaceae
Product: G-type lectin S-receptor-like serine/threonine-protein kinase At4g27290
Exons: 13
Biological process (GO): recognition of pollen; protein phosphorylation
Molecular function (GO): ATP binding; protein kinase activity
Source: RefSeq, a predicted model, not a curated record
ACUUUUCUACCAGGCAUGAAGUUUGGAUGGAACAGAGUAACAGGCCUGGAUCGGCACCUGUCAUCGUGGAGGAGUGCAGAUGACCCUUCUAAAGGUAAUUUUACUUAUGGGAUUGAUCUAAGUGGAUUUCCACAACUACUUCUGAAGAAUGGUUUAGCUGUAGCGUUUCGCCCUGGACCAUGGAAUGGUAUUCGAUUCAGUGGAAUUCCUCAAUUAACAAUUAACCCAGUUUAUAGUUAUGAAUUUGUUUCUAAUGAAAAGGAGAUAUCUGUUGUUAUGAGGAAUGUGUUAACUCCUGAUGGUUAUUCACGAAGGUUCACAUGGACUGAUAAAAAAAAUGAAUGGUCUCUUUACUCAACAGCACAGAGGGAUGACUGUGACACUUAUGCAAUAUGUGGAGUAAAUGGAAUCUGUAAGAUUAAUGAAUCUCCAAAAUGUGAGUGUAUGAAGGGAUUUAGGCCAAAGAUCCAAAGCAAUUGGGACAUGGCAGACUGGUCAAAUGGAUGCAUUCGAAGCACUCGGCUGGAUUGUCAGAAGGGUGAUGGAUUUGAAAAGUACUCUGGUGUGAAACUGCCAGACACGCAGAGCUCCUGGUUUAAUGAAAGCAUGAACCUUAAGGAAUGUGCUUCCCUGUGCUUGAGCAACUGCUCUUGCACUGCUUAUGCAAAUUCAGAUAUCAGAGGGGCAGGUAGUGGAUGCUUGCUCUGGUUUGGUGGCUUGAUUGACAUCAGAGACUUCACUCAAAAUGGGCAAGAGUUUUAUGUAAGGAUGGCUGCAUCAGAAUUAGAAAUAAUGAAAUGAUCUAGGCUUGGAAAUGGGCUAAAUUCUGAGUUGGUGAAUUCUUUAAUCCUUCUUUCUAUUCUCCAUUUUGCAGGAUACAUGGAUCACAAUUCAGAAGGAGGUGAAAACAAUGAAGGUCAAGAACAUCUAGAGUUACCAUUAUUUGACUUGGAUACAUUAUUGAAUGCCACCAAUAACUUUUCUAGUGACAGUAAGCUUGGAGAGGGUGGUUUUGGACCUGUCUAUAAGGGAAUAUUGCAAGAAGGACAAGAAAUAGCAGUGAAGAUGAUGUCAAAAACUUCUAGACAAGGAUUAAAAGAGUUCAAAAAUGAAGUUGAAUCCAUUGCAAAACUUCAGCACCGAAAUCUUGUAAAGCUUCUUGGAUGUUGCAUUCAUGGCAGAGAAAGAAUGUUGAUCUAUGAAUACAUGCCUAACAAAAGCUUGGACUUGCUUAUUUUUGAUCAAAAGCGAAGCAAGGUGCUACAUUGGCCUAAGCGCUUCCUCAUUAUCAAUGGGAUUGCUCGAGGCCUUCUUUAUCUUCAUCAAGAUUCCAGACUUAGGAUAAUCCAUAGAGAUGUCAAAGCAGAAAACAUUUUAUUAGAUAUUGAAAUGAGCCCCAAAAUUUCAGACUUUGGAAUAGCAAGAAGUUUUGGAGGAAAUGAAAUUGAAGCAAGCACAACAAGAGUGGCUGGAACAUUAGGUUAUAUGUCUCCAGAGUAUGCAAGUGAAGGAUUGUAUUCCACAAAAUCCGAUGUUUUUAGCUUUGGUGUUUUGGUCCUAGAGAUUAUAAGUGGGAAGAGAAACAGAGGAUUUAGCCACCCAGACCAUGACCUUAAUCUUCUUGGGCAUGCAUGGACACUCUACAUAGAAGGUGGGUCUUCACAAUUUAUUGAUGCAUCAAUAAUGAACACCUGCAAUUUGUCUGAAGUGCUACGUUCAAUCAAUGUGGGCCUAUUAUGCGUGCAACGUUGCCCAAAUGAUCGACCAAGCAUGCAUUCUGUGGUUCUGAUGUUGGGUAGUGAGGGUGCAUUACCUCGGCCCAAAGAGCCUUGUUUCUUUACUGAUAGGAAUAUGAUGGAAGCAAAUUCUUCCUCUAGUAUUCAACCCACCAUUACACACUUGGAAGCUCGGCGAUGCUUUUCUCUAAGUCAUACAAGUCAAACACAAUGCCAAAUCUUAGGGGGCAAGGGAAAAUACGAGGAGACUUGGAAAGCACCUAAAAUCUCAGGCAUUUUCUAUCUAGGAACGGCUAUGGAUUCUCUUACAACAGUUGCAGUUAUCUUCUCCUAUGUAUUAUCCCUCUUAAGAAUCUCCGUGGCAGUAGACACCAUAAUUGUAAAUCAAAACAUUACAGAUGGUGAGACCAUCACUUCAGCUGGUGGGAGCUUUGAACUGGGUUUCUUCAGUCCAGGUAAUUCCAAGAACCGAUACUUGGGGAUAUGGUACAAGAAAGUGGCUCCUCGGACAGUGGUAUGGGUUGCCAAUAGAGAAAGUCCACUAACUGAUUCAUCAGGAGUUUUAAAGGUCACUCAGCAGGGAAUUCUUGUUCUGGUCAACGAUACUAAUGGAAUUCUUUGGAAUUCUGGUUCAUCACGUUCUGCACAGGAUCCAAACGCUCAGCUUUUGGAAUCUGGAAAUCUUGUUAUGAGAAAUGGCAAUGAUAGUGACCCGGAAAACUUCCUAUGGCAGAGUUUUGAUUAUCCAUGCGAUACUCUUCUACCAGGCAUGAAGUUUGGAUGGAACAGAGUAGCAGGCCUGGAUCGGUACCUGUCAUCGUGGAAGAGUGCUGAUGACCCUUCUAAAGGUAAUUUUACUUAUUGGAUUGACCCUAGUGGAUUUCCACAACUACUUUUGAGGAAUGGUUUAGCUGUAGCAUUUCGCCCUGGACCAUGGAAUGGUAUUCGAUUCAGUGGGAUUCCUCAAUUAACAAUUAACCCAGUUUAUAGUUAUGAAUAUGUUUCUAAUGAAAAGGAGAUAUAUUUUAUUUAUUCUCUUGUUAACAGCUCUGUUAUUAUGAGGCUUGUGUUAACUCCUGAUGGUGAAGCUCAGCGGUCCAUAUGGACUGAUAAAAAAAAUGAAUGGACUCUUUACUCAACUGCACAGAGGGAUCAGUGUGACAAUUAUGCAAUAUGUGGAGUAAAUGGAAUCUGUAAGAUUGACCAAUCUCCGAACUGUGAGUGUAUGAAAGGAUUUAGGCCAAAGUUCCAAAGCAAUUGGGACAUUGAAGACUGGUCAAAUGGAUGCGUUCGAAGUACUCCACUGGAUUGCCAGAAGGGUGAUGGAUUUGUAAACUACUCUGGUGUGAAACUGCCAGACACACGGAGCUCCUGGUUUAAUGAAAGCAUGAACCUUAAGGAAUGUGCUUCCCUGUGCUUGAGCAACUGCUCUUGCACUGCUUAUGCAAAUUCAGAUAUCAGAGGAGGAGGAAGUGGAUGCUUGCUCUGGUUUGGUGACUUGAUUGACAUCAGAGACUUCACUGAAAAUGGGCAAGAGUUUUAUGUAAGGAUGGCUGCGGCAGACUUAGAAGCUUCUUCAAGCAUAAAUAGCAGCUCCAAGAAGAAGAAAAAACAGGUCAUUAUCAUCUCUAUAUCAAUUACAGGAAUAGUUCUUUUAAGUCUAGUCCUGACCUUGUAUGUGCUCAAGAAAAGGAAGAAACAACCAAAGAGAAAAGCAUACAUGGAACACAAUUCAAAAGGAGGUGAAAACAAUGAAGGCCAAGAGCAUCUAGAGUUACCAUUAUUUGACUUGGAUACAUUAUUAAAUGCCACUAAUAACUUUUCUAGUGACAAUAAGCUUGGAGAGGGUGGUUUUGGACCUGUCUAUAAGGGAAUAUUGCAAGAGGGACAAGAAAUAGCAGUGAAGAUGAUGUCAAAAACUUCUAGACAAGGAUUAAAAGAGUUCAAAAAUGAAGUUGAAUCCAUUGCAAAACUUCAACACCGAAAUCUUGUAAAGCUUCUUGGAUGCUGCAUUCAUGGCAGAGAAAGAUUGUUGAUCUAUGAACACAUGCCUAACAAAAGCUUGGACUUUUUUAUUUUUGAUCAAAUGCGAAGCAAGAUGCUAGAUUGGCCUAAGCGCUUCCUCAUUAUCAAUGGGAUUGCUCAAGGCCUUCUUUAUCUUCAUCGGGAUUCCAGACUCCGGAUAAUCCAUAGAGAUCUCAAAGCAGAAAACAUUUUACUAGAUAAUGAAAUGAUACCCAAAAUUUCGGACUUCGGAAUAACAGGAAGUUUUGGAGGAAAUGAAAUUGAAACAAACACAACAAGAGUGGCUAGAACAUUAGGUUAUAUGUCUCCAGAGUAUGCAAGGGAAGGAUUGUAUUCCACAAAAUCCGAUGUUUUUAGCUUUGGUGUUUUGGUUCUAGAGAUUGUAAGCGGGAAGAGAAACAAAGGAUUUAACCACCCGUAUCACGACCUUAGUCUUCUUGGGCAUGCAUGGACAUUCUUUAUGGAAGAUAGGUCUUCAGAAUUUAUUGAUGCAUCAAUGGGGAACACCUACAAUCUAUCUGAAGUGCUAUGCUCAAUCAAUUUGGGUCUAUUAUGUGUGCAACGUUUCGCAGAGGAUCGACCAAGCAUGCAUUCUGUGGUUCUGAUGUUGGGUAGUGAGGGUGCACUACCUCAGCCCAAAGAGCCUUAUUUCUUCACCGAUAUGAAUAUGAUGGAAGGAAAUUCUUCCUCUGGUACUCAAUCCACCAUCACAAAUUUGGAAGCUUGAUAGAAGAUGCCUCAUGUUGAUGUUUUGUUGUCUUUAGACCUAUGACUUCAACUACUUUAGGCAACUUUUCUCAACCACACUGCUUAGCUUCCAACAAAAGACUCAUAUAAGAUGCUGUCAGGUGAUUAGUCUUUGCUGCUACUUUUUGUAUGGAUAAUGAUAGUUACUGAUAGUAUAUAAGUUCAAUAAUAGAAGUUGACCAUAUAAUGGAAGCUAUUCUUUUCAAAAAUACUAAUUACUUGCAGAUUGU